This is a messenger RNA of Diversispora eburnea, 1026 nucleotides long. Lineage: Eukaryota; Fungi; Glomeromycota; Glomeromycetes; Diversisporales; Diversisporaceae. The record is from the annotation of a GenBank genome assembly.
AUGUCUAACCAAAAUGACACCGUUCUUUGCAAUGAAUGUGGUCAAAGAAUCAACGCGACGACUAAUUGGUGUACACCAUGCAACGCAAAACACUUUAAAUCCAAUUUCCAAAAUUGGACGAGUGGUAGUGUAGAAUUGGAUGAGUUUAUUCGUAAAACUCAAAUAACUGCCGAACGUCACGAAUGUAUUUUCGAAUGGGUUGACUAUUCGAAGUUUUCCUUCUUCGAAAAGGUCGAACAUUCUAAAAAUCAUAGAGCUUAUUGGGAAGAAGGGCCUUUGUUAGGGUGGAAUACAAAAUCAAAUGAAUGGACUCGGAACGGUGGGCAGUGGGAAUAUGAAGCUUCGAAAUCUAAUCCCUCAAAACGUCUAGUUUAUGGAAUGACGCGUAAUCCUGUAACAAAUGAUUAUGCCGUAAUUGAAAGAUUAAUAGAUCGUUGCCCCGAUUGCGAAUCCAUGUGGGUUGCCUUGAAAAGUGUAGAGAAAGGAGAAGAAGGUAUUAAAGAGUUUCUUGAAGAGAUCAAAUCUAUGCAUCAAUGUAGGAAAAUUAACUUGGGUUCAUUAGAUUGUUAUGGCGUAACACGACAUUCUGACACAAAAAAAUAUCUAAUGGUUAUACGAUUUGUCGAAUUUGGCGAUUUAAGAAAUUACCUAUCUAACUUUGCCACAAAUAGUUGGAAGGAUCUUCUCGACAGAAUUUGGAGUCUUACGAUAGACCUUCGUAGUCUACAUCGGUUAGGCCUCGUACACCGAGACUUACACAGUGGAAAUGUGCUUUUUGGUGAUAAUAGGCGUAACUUUGUCGCCGAUCUUGGGUUAGCUUGUAAAGAUGAGAAAAGUAUAAGGGAUCAAUUUUUAUCAUCCGAUCUUAAAAGACAAAGAAGUUCACGUCCCACCAUAACAUUUCGAGAGUUGAGUACACGUCCUUUAACUAGUUGUCGCCUCCCAACGGUUUCUCUUACGAAUCAAGAUCCUCAAUACCAAACCACUCAAUAUGACCUCAAAAUUACGAAUGAUCUACCCUUCUAA